This is a messenger RNA of Trichomonas vaginalis G3, 1203 nucleotides long. RefSeq names its product interferon-related developmental regulator family. The coding region runs from base 1 to 1203 and encodes 400 amino acids. The transcript has a single exon. NCBI's taxonomy places the organism in Eukaryota, Parabasalia, Trichomonadida, Trichomonadidae. The record is from RefSeq and is a predicted model, not a curated record.
AUGGAUAUUGCAGGUUUCGGAAGAAGUCGUCAAUAUAAGAUUACAGCUCAAGAUCACGCCAUCGAUGAUCAGAGCCAAGUAAUUAAAACAGCUGAUCAUUGGGAAACUGAUCUUCCAAUUUGCGCCGAGAAAGCCGCUUCUCCACGCAAUGAGAUCAGGCUUGCAGCCCUCAAGUCAAUGAAUGAAAUUCUCUCUGAUACAUAUAUCGGAGAAGAUCUUGAACCACACAUUCAGCCAAUCUUUGAUUCAUUGCUUCAGCCAAUUACAGAGCCAGUAUCAAGACAAGAACAUGAUGAGGCUCUUUUGGUUAUGUGCAAUCUCGCAUUGAAUACUUAUGACUUGAUGCAAGAAGCCGCUUUCUCAUUCCUUAACGAGCUCAUGCCAAACCUUCCAGCUUUGACAGGUGAUCAAACUGCUCGCGCUUUCGCCAUCGCUUUCGUUACAGGCUUCUCUCUUCCAAACGCAGAGAGAUGUGAGAGCGUUCUCGCCAGAAUCCUCGAGCUCAUUGCUAACAAGAAGAAGAGAACAGUCAAGUUCGAGCCAGAAGUUGUUGUUGCUCUCAUCAACGCUACUGCUUUGUUACUUUCAAUUUUAUCUUCUACAGUUGCAGUUGGAAAGCUCGCCCAGAACCUUGCUGAUGCUUUGGAUGUUGCCCUCGAGUCAAAGAAGUCAAUUAUCCUCUGCGCAGCCCUCGAUUUGAUCCCAAUUAUUUACGAAUGCAUCAAAGAGGUCGAGGAGUUCUCAGACGAGCUCAAGGAGCAGUACAAUGCUGAUAGCAGACACUUUGCUGCCAAAUACCGCAAUAAGAUCGAAAAUCUCGAAGAGAAAGUCGACAAGAAACAAGAUCAGAAAACAAUCAGAACACAGGUUGCCAAGAUCAUCGAAUUCUUUGAUACGAACGAACUUACAGAGGAAAUCAUGCUUGCUGACCAGUCUGUCACCAUAGAAGGCGCAAGAAAAGUUUGCAUCGUCGAUGCAAUCAGGAAAGUCACUCGGCACCACUUCGCCUCACAGAUGACAGAGAAUACAGGCAUCCAUGAUGCUAUUGAGUUCGAGUUAAAGAACCAAUCUCUCAGACUUCACGAAAAGAAGAAACAAAAGAAGGAAACAGAGAGAGUAAGAGUCGUUUCUAAGAAAGAAAGACAAAUGGAUAUGGCUAAGAAGCGUAAGAUGAAAGAGGCAAAGAACUCUGAAGAAUAUUAA